UUUCAUUUCUUUCUGUCAAAGUUGGAUAUAUAUUUAUUGCGUCUAUGAUGCUAUCACCAAGUCAUAUUUUCCCUUUGUUCUACUCAGGAUAAGGUCGGAUACGGCAUUAUUGUGGGUGGGAUAACAACCUGGGAGAUAUUGUGGGACUUGUUGAGAUUACAUUUCUCUCUCUUUCAUUUUCAUUUUCACUUCCAGUUUCAUUUAUCAUCAUUAUCGUUUUCAUUGUCACUAUGGGAGGGGAGUUUGUGACAAAAAGACCCCACAAGAAGUCAAGAGGAGGUUGCCAAACAUGUAAAACGAAGAAAGUCAAGGUAAGUCUUCCUUGUCUACAGCUUUAAUAUCAUACUGACUCAUAAAGUGCGAUGAAACCCAACCAAAAUGUGGAUUCUGUGAGAAGAGAGAUUUUAAAUGUGUAUACAUAAACAAACCCUCAAACCCGCCUACUCCCGCUUCCUCUUCACGCUCCUCAAGUAUAAUAGAUUUCUCAACACCACCAGAAUCCCAGGACACAGAGACUUUCGAUGAACUAAUGGCACCUGGGACUAUGAUUCUGGCUCCCGAACCAGCGAUAUCUACUUCGGUAGGAUCACUUUCACGCACAGAUUUACGUCUCAUGCACCACUGGUUAACAUCAACCUGGAACACAGUCGCUGUGGGCGACGACCAAAACUGUAUCCUCCUCUUAUCAGUCCCACAACUCGCUUUCCAAAACGAGUAUCUGCUAAACUGCAUCCUCGGAAUCGCAUCUCUCCACCAAGAAGUUCUGAAUCCUGCUUCUGAAGAAUAUCCAAAGACUACAGUUGGGUAUCGAGUACGGGCUUUGAAUGGAUUUCGAGAGGCAUUAUCGGGAAGCGAUGGACAGAGUUUGGAUUGGGAGGCUGCAUGUAUGACGGCGCUUCUAUUGUUGAUUUUGUGUUCGAAGGAUAGGAGUAAAUGCGGGGAGCAGUUGACUUGUAUUGAUUGGUUGGUUUUGUAUCGGGGGAUUGGGGCGGUUAUAACACUCAGAACUUGGGAUGAGUUGGUGAAUACUGGUAAGCAAUUUCAUGUCCACAGUUUCUCCUAUAGCUCCCCAUAUAAUUCCAGAUUGUUUUUCUUUUCUCUACUUUCUUCAGGACGAGAAUAUACUAAGCCCUUACCACAGCCAUCUCACCAAUUUUCAAACGUUCAUUAACAACCCUCCACAUUCCCCCCUCAAUCCCAAAAACCCUCAUGCACCUCCUCUCCACUAUCCCACCCACCUCCCCAGACUACCCCCUCCUACGACCCUAUUGUUUCGCCGUCGAAUGUCUCGGCGCCCUCUACGCCUCCCUCCAACAAAGUGGUCUGACAGACGAUCUCUUCAUCCGCACCCUCACCUGGCCAUCCUAUCUCCCACAGGAACUCGUGGACUGCGCGAUCCAAAAAAGACCCAUAGCGCUUGUGAUACUAGCCUAUUACCUGAUUUUCAUCAAGUUGAUCAGGGGGAUUUGGUGGGUGGAUAAUGUUGCGGAUGUGGAGAUUGGGAUUAUUGAAAGUCUUGUGGGGGAGGGGUAUGCGGGGUUUAUGACGGUCCCGAUGGAGGCGACGAAGACGGGGGAUCGGGAGGAGAUUGUGAGGAUUUUGUUGAGGUGAUAGGGCUUUUUGGGAUGAGUUGGCCCAUUGGAAUUCGUGCCGCCUUUGGAUUCGGUGAUUACGGGUCUCAGUCACUUUCUUUGCAUUUUGAUAUCCAAGAUCAUGGCGAUAAUUUGUACCGGGAGAACCGAAAUCUAAACAUGGUAACUCGCAACAAGUAUCAGUACACCGCAGGUCCUUGCGCCGAAGCAUACCUUACCUCCAGCAAAGUCAUCGCUACCUCAGCCAUUCCAAUAUCCAAACUCCGUUACAGGAAAACGAGAAGAGCCAAUUGCCCAUCCAAGUAUACAAUUCGACCUCCCUUUCUCCCCGCAAAUUUUACGAGGUACUGUACGAGUCCAAAACCCAUACGAUGACUCGAGGUCACCAGAUUCGAAGAAGCCCCAGAAGGAGAGAUGAGAACUUUGCAAGGAGUGCGAUAGACUAGAUGAUCCGGAGCCGAGAUCUGUUUUAAUAGAUGGAAGAUGUUGAGCCUAUCUGUUUCACACGUAAGCGGGAGCGAGAUGGGUCGUUCUCUAUAACCGAGAUACCUAAGCGAGGAAGGGGAGGGUGCAUGGAAAAGGAGAAGGAAAAAGGGAAGUUCUCUGUCCUAGACACAAGACCCGACCCCUUUUCGGUAUCACGGAGUACGUAAGCAGUUUUUCUUAUCGAUAUAUCAUGCAUUACAUAUAUACCUGAAGGAAACUGAAGAGUACAUGUACACUUCCUUGUAAUCCUACUUGCGCUUAUACCUGUACUGUAUCUCCUGCACCGCCCGGCGUAAAUGGAAAGUGGGUCAAGGACGUGCUAACCUAGGUAGAAAAACAACAUAUAGAUUUGUACCAAGAGUUACGACGUCCUCUAAUACAAACAGCUUAAGCUAAGUUCUUUAC
Messenger RNA from Hymenoscyphus albidus, 2483 nucleotides. NCBI's taxonomy places the organism in Eukaryota, Fungi, Ascomycota, Leotiomycetes, Helotiales, Helotiaceae. The record is from the annotation of a GenBank genome assembly.